AUGAUAAGCGACAGCCUUUGUGUGUUUUCCUUGGAUGCCGACACGGAUCUGCGACAAGUCGAAGAGAACCUGUUGGAGUCGGCCUAUGCGUGCCAAGAAGUCCGUGUAUCGAUUGUCGAACAGAUCUUUUUUCAAGGAUCCAGAACCAGGACGGAUCAAAUGGUCUCGUUUUUGCAAACAUUGUUUCGAGUAGAACCUAGAAUAGAAAAGCUGACGUUCGACAGUGGCCUUACAAGUUUCAGCAAUGUGCUCCCCGUGGAAGUCCUAGCUGUGGCAUUGAUGGAAGGCAAGGCUCUCCAGCGGAUCGAUCUAUCCUAUGUCAAGAUUCAAUUUCGAAAUGACAACUUGCAAUGGCUGCAAGACAACGAAGCAAAGUCCCAAUUGCGGCAGUGCUGUCUCGACCGUGCUUCUUUACUAAUCAAAGACCAUGACGACAAUCCUCGUCAUCCACCAGAAGAAAUGACAUUGGAUCCUCUCAUUUCCAUGUUGCUUCAGACAUGUCCUCGGCUCGCAUGGCUCACCAUUUGUUGUUCGGAUGCAUCUGGCACGUUGACGGAACCAACGUUGGAAUCCCUGGCGAUGGCUCCCAGUCUACGGGAACUCAUGCUGCGGAAUUUUGACUUGUCUUGUCAGAACACGGUCUCCUUUUUGGCGGCGCUCCAGAACCACAGUCAGUUGGGCCGCUUGACGUUUCCAACACGGUUGACUCUUUCCGUGGCAUGGGCUGUGGCACGCUAUCUGGGAUCACCCAUCGCCCUGCAAGAUUUGACCUUGACCGUGAACCAAUUUGCGGACGACGACGACGACGACGACGACGACAGCACAAUGGAGGAGACCACCACCCAGCAACACAUCCUCCAUGUCAUUGCAAACGCACUGCUGGUCAAUCCAACACUCCAAUCCUUUCGCUUGCGAGGGAGUGCCAAGAUCCCUGCCAAUAGCCAGCAAAUCUUUGCCGCCAUGCUCAGGCGCAACUAUACGCUGCAGUACUUGACGAUCCAGAAUGACACUGCCACGACAAAUUGUACUGACAAUAUUAUGAAAAGCAGAGACGCAGCCUACAACAUUCAGCUCUAUCUCAAGCUCAAUCGCUACGGUCGUCAAAGUUUGUUGGCUCACGAGCAAGUAUCCAGGGAGAGCUGGGUGGAUGCCAUUGUUGAAUUUGCAACAGAUCUGAAUUGUCUAUUCUACCUUUUGCAAACCAAUCCGUCCCUUUGUUCCGACGGGGAAGGGCGGUGCAGGUUGCCUAAAGGUGGAAUACCUAGCCACAAGUAA
Messenger RNA from Seminavis robusta, 1275 nucleotides. The record is from the annotation of a GenBank genome assembly. NCBI's taxonomy places the organism in Eukaryota, Bacillariophyta, Bacillariophyceae, Naviculales, Naviculaceae.